GCGUGCGCAGCGAGUGACGGAGCGGCGAGUGUCCAGCUGUUGUGCUGUGUGCAGUCGCUGGGGCUGAACCAUAAAGCGGCUGUAUGGGGGAGGCGGUGUAAAGUCAGCAGCGUUCACGCCUAUGUGAUUGCCCAAGACCACAACGUAUAUCGCCUCGUAGCCUUUCAGAGACAGCCGGCUGUUUUUUUGCCUGGAAGCGAUGGGUCUCAUCUUCGCUAAGCUAUGGAACUUUUUCUGCAACCAAGAGCACAAGGUGAUUAUUGUGGGACUUGACAAUGCAGGGAAAACCACCAUACUUUAUCAGUUUUUAAUGAAUGAAGUGGUGCAUACGUCUCCCACCAUAGGAAGCAAUGUAGAAGAAAUAGUGGUUAAGAAUACACAUUUUCUAAUGUGGGACAUUGGAGGUCAAGAAUCCUUGCGCUCGUCGUGGAACACCUACUACUCAAACACAGAGUUCAUUAUCCUGGUUGUAGAUAGCACCGACAGAGAAAGGCUUUCCAUAACAAAAGAAGAACUGUACAGAAUGCUGGCUCAUGAGGAUCUGCGCAAGGCGGCGGUUCUGAUCUAUGCAAAUAAGCAGGACAUCAAGGGGUGCAUGUCAGCGGCGGAUAUAUCAAAAUACCUCACACUUAGCUCAAUAAAGGAUCAUCCAUGGCACAUCCAGUCCUGCUGUGCGCUAACAGGAGAAGGAUUGUGCCAAGGCCUCGAGUGGAUGACUUGCCGAACUGGAGUCAGAUAACCGUUACACCCAGAAAGGACUUCUAUUUAUUCAGUGAACUUGUACAAUGAACUUGUACAGUCUUAAAGUACUUUUCUACAUACGAAAGCAUUACAUGCUUAAUUUAUAACAGAUCAAACCUCUCUCUGAGCCACACUUGAAUCAAGUGCAGCUACGUCUGAAAGAAUCGCCCUAUGUGUGAACAUGCCACCAUGAUCUCACUGGGAGACCUCUUUGGUGUCUUAUUGAUGCCUAAAUACACUGCAUUCUCCCUGUAAGACCAACGUGUAGUUAGUCUUUUAUCCCUGGUGCUUGUAUUUGAACUAAAACUAAUGGGUUACUA
Molecule: messenger RNA, 1061 nt
Organism: Xenopus laevis (African clawed frog)
Lineage: Eukaryota; Metazoa; Chordata; Amphibia; Anura; Pipidae
Gene: arl5b.L
Product: ADP-ribosylation factor-like protein 5B
Exons: 6
Coding region: 200-739 (179 amino acids)
Biological process (GO): protein localization to Golgi membrane
Molecular function (GO): GTP binding; GTPase activity
Source: RefSeq, a predicted model, not a curated record